Molecule: messenger RNA, 2037 nt
Organism: Neospora caninum
Lineage: Eukaryota; Apicomplexa; Conoidasida; Eucoccidiorida; Sarcocystidae
Product: CUG-BP-and ETR-3-like factor 3, related
Exons: 3
Coding region: 1-2037 (678 amino acids)
Molecular function (GO): RNA binding; protein binding
Source: RefSeq, a predicted model, not a curated record
AUGGAGAACGAGAACGGCAGCGCCGGCGUCGGGACGCCAACGGCCUCUGCGGUCGCCGCCCUCGCCAAGGCCAAGGGCGCGGGGCUCGCGUCUCCGCUGCUCGGGGGCCCGCUCGACGGCGCACAGGUCUCCGCGCUCGCGGGAAAGGAGACAGUUCCGGCGUGUGCGGCACACACGCCAUCCGGCUCACCGGCCCAGAAACCGGGGACGGUGAGCCCCGCGACCAGUCCCGUCUUGGCGGGGAGUGCCGCGACGCCCGCGGCGAAGGGAGACAGAGGCGUCUCCCCGCAGACCCUCGCGGCCAACGCGCUCGGCGGGGCGUGCCCGAACGCAGCGAGUCUGGCGCCGCUCACGCAGCCGCUGCCCCACAACGCGCCGCCGGUGGAAAUCAAAUUGUUUGUGGGCCGCGUGCCGCAGACUGUGGACGAAGACGCCCUGAGGCCGAUCUUUGAAGGGUUCGGAGACGUCCGCGAAGUGUUUGUCAUUCGCGACAAAAACACACUCAAACACAAAAACAGCGCCUUCGUCAAAAUGGCUUCCCUGGCAGCGGCUGAUGCAUGCAUUCGAGCGCUCCACAGCAACAGAAUCCUCGACGCGGCUCUGGGCCCUAUCAUUGUGAAGUACGCCACCGGCGAGGCCGAGCGUCUGGGCAUGCACAGCCUCGGAAUGGGCGGCGAAGGCGGCGGCGUGGACCAGGCGAAGCUGUUUGUAGGGAGCAUCCCGCGGACGAUGAGCGAGGACGAGUUGCGGGUCUUCUUUCAGACCUACGGCACCGUCGAGGAAGUCUUUGUGAUGAAGGACAGCGCGACGGGCACCGGGAAGGGCUGUGCGUUCGUUAAGUUCAAGUACAAGGAAGAGGGGCUCCACGCCAUGCGCAAUUUAAAUGGAAAGCACAUCUUCGAGGGGUGCACGCGGCCCGUCGAAGUCCGUUUUGCCGAGAGCAAGUCUCAACGCCAGCAGCAGAUGGCUGGUCAACACAAUCUCGGAGGCCUCGGGGGCUGGGGCGGCGGGGGCGUGAUGACGCAGGCGGGGCUCUCUGGAAUGAGUCGGAGCGCGUCCACGUUGGCGGGGAGCAACGCGAAUCCGCGGCAAGCUGGUCAGUGGAAAGAGUACUUCGCCCCGGACGGGCGCCCGUACUACCACAACGAGUACACGAAUGUGACGACUUGGGAGCGGCCGCCGGAGUUCGAUCAUCUGCCGCUGGCGAGUCUGGCUCUGGGCGGGAACCAGGCGUCGAUGUUCUCCGGCGGUGUCGGUUUGCACCACGGCUCGGUGAACAGCGGGAUUGGCGGCUCGGAGACUGCGGGGCCUCCGGGGGCGAACGUGUUUGUGUUUCACAUUCCGAACGAGUGGACCAAGGCGGACUUGAUUCAGACUUUCUCCGGCUUCGGGAACAUCGUCUCGUGCCACAUUGCAGUCGACAAGGUCAGUCAUCGGAACCGCGGCUUUGCGUUCGUGAGCUACGACAACGUCCAGAGUGCGGCGAAUGCAGUGAACCACAUGAACGGCUGCCUCGCGGCCAACAAGCGGCUGAAUGUGUCGAUCAAAAAGGGCGAGGAGCACCACGUCCAGCACUUGCUGAACGUCCACGGUGCUCACGCCCAAGGCCACCACUUGGGCCCGAACCAGCACGGGAAGAGCCAGAGCGUCUCUGGCAGCGCGUCGGCCCACGGCAUGCACCCCCACGGCGCGAGCGGUUCGCAGCAAGGCAGCGCGAACGCGUCUCUCUCCGGCUCUGGAGCCGUGGUCGGGCUCGGGAGUCCCCUGCAGCAGGCCGGCGGCCAGAGUGCGUCGGUAUCCGCGCAGGGCGGUCAGGGCACCGGGAACGUCCACGCCUCGCUCUCCUCGCACCUGCAACUCGCCGCCGUCGGAUCGCCCGCGAGCGGGAUGAUGAGCAACUCGCCGCAGAUGGGCGGCGCAGGCCAGGCCUUCUCCGGGCAUGGAGCCCAACAGCAAACCUGGGGCGCCGGGGGGCCCGGGAGCGGGUACGGCCAGCAGGCGUACGGCGCGGCGGGGCAGAGAUUCAACGCGUACUGA